AUGGCAGAGGAAACGCUGCAGAGGAAGAAUCGUGCCUUGAAACGGACGCAGAGGUGGGAGGCUCAUAUCUGGCAGGAGGGCAAGCAGAUCUACCUUGGUGGCUUCGAUGCCGAGGAGCAGGCUGCUCUGGCCUAUGACCUGGCUGCCCUCAAGUUUCGUGGGCCAGACGCUCAGAUCAACUUCGACAUCAGCAAUUACGAGCAGGAGCUCCUGCACUUCAAUGAUGUCACAAAAGAGGAGGUUGUACAGAACCUGCGGCGGCAGAGCAAGGGGUACCAGAAGACGAGCAGCCAGUUCCGGGGGGUCACGCGCCACCAGAAGGGCAAGUGGGAAGCCCGAAUUGGCCAAAUGGUCGGCAAGAAGUACAAGUACCUGGGCCUGUUUGCGACAGAGCUGGAGGCGGCGCAAGCAUAUGACCGCGAGUCAGUCCUGCGCAAGGGCAUUGACGCGGUCACCAAUUUUGACCUGUCAGAGUACAGCGCACUGCUGAGCCCGGCAGAACAGGAGCUGGCUAUCCAGCGCGGCAUCAUUCCAGCUGCAAGCUUUGCUACCCAGACCCAGCUGAACCCGCAGGCAGAGCAUCCACCUCACCCCGACUCAGCCCUGCUCUUCAGCAGCAGCCGCCCUCCCCUCAGCCCCCAACUCAGAGCAGGAGCCGACCUCCAACAGGUGCCCCUGUAUGAGCAGCACGCGCAGCUGCAGGGCUACAGCAACAUGCCCGCGCUACAUGCAGGUGCCGAACAGCCACAUUCAAUGCCGCCAUGUGCGCUUGCGGUGCAUAGCUCCAAGGGGAUGCCGCGCCAGAUCACGCCCAAGUCCAUCUUUGAGUGGCAGCCCCAAUCCGGCACAGCCUCCCCCACCACACCCAACAUCGGGCUCCUGCAGCAGCAGCUCGAUGACCCAGGGUUCAAGGACAGCGGCCCGGACAGCCUGGAGGAGAGGAUGCAGCACUUGGCGGAGGGCGCCUUUGAUCUCAGCAGCGGUGCUGGCGCGGUGCAGCCGCCCCACACAGGCCACCACCUGGCGAUGCUGUUUGAAGACUGGACGUACGAUCACCUGGAGCCCCUCUGA
Molecule: messenger RNA, 1071 nt
Organism: Coccomyxa subellipsoidea C-169
Lineage: Eukaryota; Viridiplantae; Chlorophyta; Trebouxiophyceae; Coccomyxaceae
Product: AP2-domain-containing protein
Exons: 6
Coding region: 1-1071 (356 amino acids)
Biological process (GO): regulation of DNA-templated transcription
Molecular function (GO): DNA binding; DNA-binding transcription factor activity
Source: RefSeq, a predicted model, not a curated record